AUGUCCGACGAGAUUUUGGCGUAUCUCUGGGACGAUCCUCCUGCUCUAGCGGCCUGUGGUCUUACUUGCAGAGCGUGGCUGCCGAUUGCUCGCACUCAACUCUUCCGCGUCGUGCGUUUGAAGGGAGAUAAGAGUUACAGCCGUUUUCGGGCCCUACUGAAGGCGUCCCCAGCCGUUGCACACUACGUUCGCAAACUUGAUUUGUCCCAGAAGUGGGCUUCCGUAAAGACUGAUACGCGGCUGGAGUGCGGGUGGGUUGAGCUGUUGCUCCGGUUGCCUCGUGUCGAAGAAGUUCAUCUCACGGGAAUGAACUUCCACUUGACGAAUAAGUUGUGGUGCGGACUCCGCAGCCGCACUCCUGUUCUGUCCAUCAAGGCACUUCAUCUAUCGAAUGUACCCUAUGUGGAUAGCGAGCUCCAGCUAUUCCUCUCCGCGUGUUCGAGGCUUUCCGUCCUUCACAUGCAUACCACCAGGUCUACCGUCACAUUCACAGGAAUCGCUAGAUCCCUUGCUCUUGUUAGAUGGCCGUUGGUGUCAUGGUACACGAUGGAGAGAUCGCUCUCGAAUGUCUUCAGUUCCGGGCGCAGCCGACCAACCCCCGUGUGGGUUCCGGAUGCUUUGCGGCUCGAAGACUUUGCAUUUCACCCGAUAUUUGGAUGCGCCGGAGUCCUCUCCUGGCUUCUCUCCCGUGCGUGUCGCCCACAAACACUUUCAAUUUCAAGUCGUACCUUCUCCCCUGAAUACACCCUCCUCGUGAAUGCGCUUCUCUCGCAAGCAGGAGAUUCUGUCCACGAUCUUACGCUAUCGAUCUUCAACGGCUUCCGUCCCGUCUCUCCUUCAUAUCCAGGGCUCGAUUCCCCCAAUCUCAAGUCGAACACUGGUCUUGAGACGCUGCGGAUUGACGCGCCUCUGGACCACGAGGACAACUUUUGGUGCCAAUGUUGGUCCGGGUUACAGCAGGUCCUGUCCGAUAUUGGCCCACAACACACCAAGCUUCGUAACCUUCAAUUGUGGAUUUGUCCCUCACAGCUCGACGACGCCAAACGCGAUUGGUCCAUCAUAGAUCUGCUCUUAUCCCAAAUCGCAUCUCAUCGCCCGAAUCUUGUUGUGACUUUGUCUCUGUGUCCGCCAAGCUAUCCUCGCGGAAGACGAAUAGCUUGGAUGGGUGAUUUCGCAACAGCUCUCCUCGACGGACUGCCUCAGUUGCUUGCUGCGACUCGGCGUGUGGCUUUGCUGUGGACUGACAGUGCUGCAGAAUACGAGCUGCUUUAUGAGGUUGUGCGGACCAUGUGA
Fibroporia radiculosa is the source of this 1293-nucleotide messenger RNA. RefSeq lists its product as uncharacterized. The coding region runs from base 1 to 1293 and encodes 430 amino acids. The transcript has a single exon. The record is from RefSeq and is a predicted model, not a curated record. NCBI's taxonomy places the organism in Eukaryota, Fungi, Basidiomycota, Agaricomycetes, Polyporales, Fibroporiaceae.